GAUCCCACCGACGAAGCUGCGGUCACACCCUCCAAAUCUCGCAGCUUCUCCGAUCCGCCCAGCGCCCAACUCGCGCCAUCACCCACCUUCCGAGAGCGGGUACGGCAAGGCAGCAAGGACGACCAUGCACUCCCUCGUACCCCCGCCGGCCAGGGUCACUCUUCCGGCUUCCACAGGCCGGAGUUCGUCGCUCGCGGACUGUCGUUGCAGAUGCCGCAUAUGCCCUCGCCCGCCCACUUCAACCGCACCGCUGCUCCUCUGAGCCCGAAGUUGGACGAGCGUGACGUCUUUGUGCAAAAUCAGGACCUAAGUGCAAGCCCGGCGACAUCAUUACCUCGACAUUCACGCGGCUUGGACUUUGCGCGGGCGUGCACCAAUCUGCAUCAUACGACCAUUGCGGAGCAAAGCUCGCCGGAUUCCAGCCCGGUCAUUACGCAGCGAGGAAUGGCUAUACCGUACCGAAAGGGUAGCGUGAGCAGUAUGAUGCUCGAUUCGCCUGCAUUUGGUGGAAGUGCCGGUGCAACAUGGGGCGCUCCGAUUACGCAAGAAAGGAGUGUUGUGAGCAGCUCGGUGGGCAGUGUGAAUAUGAUGGCUAGCGACAGUGAAGGCACAGAUAGCGAUGGAGAUGCGAGUAUGGGCGGUGACGAUCAGGAGGACCCCAUCUACACUACGCCGCAAGUACACAAGUUGCAGAACCCAAAUGCACCCACGCCGUUUCAGCCUGGACCGCAGACGCCUGGCGGAGGGAUGUGGGGCAACAGCAACUUCAGUCCGGCGCAGGCAUCGCUCAUGAAGACGAUGAGGAGGACACGGCUGCACAAAAGCAGUCGAAAGAGCCGCAAGAGCUCCAGCAGCGCCAGUAACAGCGGGUACAGCUCGCUUGCCUCGCCUCGAACCACAUCUCCACCACCUAUGAGAAGCAUCGAAAGUGCGGCUACUACGCCCGGCGGGGGUUACUUUGCUUGGCAGGCGAAUGCGACAAGGAGCAGACGUGAGAGCUUGGCACUGGGUACAGAAGGCAUUCAUUUGAGCAGUGGUAACGACAGCGGAGACGAGGCGUCACUUACAGCACCCAGCACGCCCGGUGUUGUACGGCGACCGGUGACUCGACGAGGUAACCUGCUACCGAAGACGAAAGGCUUCGCUCGUAUCCGAGCUGCACUGGCAGAAGAAGCAGCGCCCGAAGUAACCGAAAUCCGCCGAGAAAGCGAGACAAUACGGCAAGUGCGCGAGCGCGACAACAGCGUGGUAGACCUCGAUCUCACCCACGAGGUCCGUCCUGGCACCGCCGAAUCAAGUCCAAAUUUAUUACCUGCUGUGCCAGAGAGUGCUCAAGAAGACUUUGGCCAAGAGCUUGACGGAGAUAAUACUGGCAACCAAAAAGGCCUCGGCAUGAACUUCGCCAGUCACGCCUCCCGUAACAGCGGCGGGCUGGACUACUGGAACCGCUUCGACCCAGCGAUGCGUACACCACCACCUCCUACCUUCAACAGACAAAGUAGCAGCAUGAUGUCAGACUUCAACAUGGACUCUCCAAACCCUAACGCCCCAAGUGGCAUCCUCAAUGGCAGUGACGCGUUCUGGCGGCGUCCGCGAGCUCGGAGCUCUGCCAGUGAUGCGUCGGACGCCUUCACGGCUCCCACGCUCAGCAACACUACCACAGCAGCAAAUACCAUCAAUGACGACGUAGCGCUGAAGAAAUUCAAACGCCGCCGUGAAGAUGACUUUGACAUUGCUACCAUCAAGCGCCGAGCCGUCUCACCCGGCAUGAGUGCUCAAAAUAGCCCUGUGCUUAUGCACUCGCCUUCGCAGCGUGAGGGCAGUUUCGGUGGGGCAUGGGGUCAGCCUCCGGAGAAGAAGAGGGACGGCGGGCAGUUGUCGUCUGCGGGCUCGGAUUCUAACGGGCACCCGCCACUGCAGACUGUCCGGUCGAAUAGCGGAGGAAGUGUAGUAAAUGGUAUGACGCCGAACGGUGGAUUGCCAGUUCAGGGGAAGAAAUUGGGGUUGCAAGGGAUGGUGGACACGAACGACGGACUGAUGAAGAUGAGUAUC
Messenger RNA from Baudoinia panamericana UAMH 10762, 2052 nucleotides. RefSeq lists its product as uncharacterized. Gene Ontology annotation, cellular component: site of double-strand break. Lineage: Eukaryota; Fungi; Ascomycota; Dothideomycetes; Mycosphaerellales; Teratosphaeriaceae. The annotation marks the transcript as partial. The record is from RefSeq and is a predicted model, not a curated record. The transcript has a single exon.